GUAAAUGAAGAUAAAUUUUUCGGCGGAUGUUUUGAAACAAGUUUGGACCUGGGAUGAUGACAUGAGAUUGAUGCUUUGCACAAUUUAAACGGGGGCUGGAAGAGAUGGCAAUGCAAACAAGACAAGAUAUAAAUUUUCAAGGCAUUUUCAAAAAGCUAGGUCAUAACUUGGAUGAAAUCCGUGUCAGAAGUCUAGAAAACCUACUUUCAAAGCUUGAACACAAUUUAGUUUGUGACUCAGACUUGAUUAAUGAGCGCCACUUGAUGAUUAGACUAAUAGAAUGGUUCAAUUUCCCCAGUCCACCAAAACAAGGAGAAGUGUUGCAUCUUAUCCAGAGAUUAUCAAAGCAUUCUGCAACUGCUCAAAUUCUCCAAGACAUUGGUGCUAUUGAAUUUUUGAGUCAGCUUCGAGCUGAUGUUUCCAAGUCUCUUCAGCCUGUAAUUGAUGAAAUCCUGGAAAACACAAUGAGAUUGCCAGAAGUGCCUGAGGAAACCUAUGCUCCAACGUGUGUUUACCAGAAACAAGGCUACAUUCCCGAAUCUAAAGCGCUUGCAACCAGUGAUGUAGCAUCUGAAAUGGAUCCAUUACAUUCAUCAGUCUCGUCUGUUUUGCCUCAGGAAAGCACAGGCCAACCACAUAUUAUAACAGGAAGAGAAAUCACUGAUGGGUAUUUCAAAGACAAAGUACAUGUAAUUCAAGAGCAGCAAAGGGAGAAUACUGAUGGUACCUCAAACACAUUCCUUGUGACAACAUUUCCUUGGUUGGCCCUGACUCCUACUGACAGACAUGUUAUACAGUCUACAAACUCCUCUUUACAAAGUAGAGAAUCUCAUUUAUUGGCCAGUUCCUGUGAAUUUUUGAGUGAUGUUGUAUUUCAAGACUUUCCAUCUGAGAUAUUUUUACAGAGGCCGAAUAUUGUUAGAAAUCUGCUAGCACUUUUAGGAGCUGUUCCCAAUGUUAACACACAUUUGACCAUUCAUGCAGCCAAAACUUUAGGUCACCUGACCUCCUCUUUAAGGUCAAGAUUACGAUAUUAUCAAGAUCCAGCAUUAUUCACUUCCAAACAAGAUUUCAGUUCAGCUUCUUCUUCACCAUUUUCUAACUCCCCGAGUGUGUUGUCUAACCAGUCAGGGAGGUCGGAUGGCCACAGUCCACGGACUGGUUGGGGGGACACUCGACCCCGUGGAGAUGGGCGGGAGGUGGACUCCUCCUCAUCUGUCAGUUCCAACUCCAGGAACUCUAGUGUCAGUGUAGGGCCUGAGGUGACAAACCCUGAGGAGACCGACAUUGAUGAUAUGAGGUCCCUUCAGAGCAUGCAGAUCACUCUCCCUCAGUACUGCUCCCUGGUCAUCGAGAAAGCAGUGCCCCUUCUGAAGACAGAGACAGAAGGUGUUGUCACUCAGCUAAUGUACCUCCUGAACCAGGUCCUAGAGAUCUUUAAUGGUAUUGUUACCAUGGAGAUAUGGCAGGAUACCUCAUCCAGGGCGAGGGAAAUUGCUGAGAGAAUAUGUGGAACAUUUGAGGCUCUUAGUGAUGUAAUUAAUUAUCAUCACCAUGGUGAUGUCAACCGUGGGAAUACAAGCCAUGAAAAGGAGAAGGGAGAUAUUGUGCAACACAGGUUGGCCUUCAUUGGGGUGACAGGAUUUACUGCAAGGCUUCUGAGGCAGCUAGUUCCUUUGCAACAAGGGAGGAAACUUUUGCCCUCCAGUCUGAUCAAGUCUAUGGAGUUGGUGGUGUUUGAUGAGGCUUUGUCUCAUAGUUAUCCAAGCAUACAGAUCACACUCCUGGCCUAUUUACAGAUCCUCAGUCCAGACAAGUAUAAACUGUUCGUGGACACUGCCAAAAUAUCACAGUCCAUCCAAAAGUCAUGUCAAUUUUUGAUGCUUUGUCAGGAGGAGGGAUACAAAGGAAGCAGUGAAUUGAUCAACAUGGCGGAGACUUCUCUACAGAGUCUACCAUACCACAUACACCUCCCGCUGGUUACGGAGUUUGUCAAACUCUCGUCCUCGAUAUGUGCUAGAACAACUGAAGAGAGAGCUCUGCAGACAAAAUGUAUGGACAUCUUGCUGAAGUUCUUGUCCCAUCCUCUCCCUCAGGUCAAAGAACAAACCUACAGUACCAUCAAACAGGUUGUCAAGGGUUCCUUGAAUGUUAAUGAGGCAGCUGACCCCAGUUCCAGGGCCUGUUACCUCUCCAGAUUCCUGUUUAACUCUGAUGUCAUGUAUCAAGUCAUUGUCUUUGGCCUCAUUGACGAUAAUUCCAAGGUAAGCCAAAUGGGCACAGAGAUCAUAUGUCACAUCCUAGAUGGUCAGCUGUUGAUGACAGAGGAUUUAUGGAAGGAGGCACAGACUAGUCUAAUGAGAUCACUUCCUGUCUUACAGACCUAUGUUGACUUGGGGACCAAACUUGGCUCCUCCUUGCUGGCAAUGACAGAUCCUACAGAGGGCCAGACAGAGGGAGGGCUAGUGUACUUAGAGAAAUUGAGGGGCUGUAUUAGAAUGAUGUUUUCGACUGACAUCAGAACAAGAGCUGAAGCUUUGAAGCGGCUGGCCUGGUUCUUGUCAAACGAACGAGACAGUAAUGAAAAACUGCCCAUCUUUGCCUCCUUGGAUGUAACAAAUUUGACCAGUAUUUUCGUUGUGGAGUUACAGAGGUCUCUGGAUGAAGACCUCGGUAGAUCAGUGUUCCAGAUUGAUGGCCUAAGGAAGGUGUAUGAAAUCUUUAACUCCUCAUCGGUUGAUCCCUCUGUGAAAAAGUCUGCUGUCGACCAGUUAGCCAUCAUUUUACAAGAUCACAAUCUUCAUGCCCCGUUCAAAGCAGAAGGAGGGGUAGAAACCAUCCUCAAACACUUAAAGCUGGGACUGGUCAGAAAUGAUAAUGUGCAGAGUGAGAACUUACAUUACCUGCCAGCAUGUGCAGCCAUCUUGAGAUCCCUUGUUCACUAUGACUACAGACUGAGACACAAAUUUGCUCGAGAUCAGGAAAUGUAUCUCAUACUUCUCAGAGUUGCUUUCCUACAUCAGAGAGAUGAGAGAACCUGCUAUGAAGUAGCUCAUAUUUUGACAUUGUUGUUGUUUGAUGAAGUGGCAAAGUUUGACCUCGGUGGUGGAACAAGCCCAGUAGUUCAUUUUUCUGUGCCAAGUGUGUUGAGAAAAAGGUGUCGUUUACCAUUCCGUCCAGUGUGUCACCAUGACAACAGUCCCCAUGAAGUGGAGUUGCCCCCUGAUCCUGACCCCAUACAGACAGAGAGAUCAUUAGAAAUGCUCCGAGUCUGCUGGAAUGUUUCCUGGCACGGUGGAAUGGAGAAACUGCAGAAGUAUUUAGCCAGAAAUAACAGUACCAGUAAAAGUGACCUAUUCAGCGAGUUUUCUCCUCGGCUACAACUGAGUUGUAUAGAGAAAAAAAUUGUUCAAUGCAGUCACUUAUCUGAGGGAAUCAAACAGACCCUGUACAACAUCUGUAAUGCCACUUCCCACAAUGCUGUGAGGUCAGCACUUAGCCAGUUGCUUAGUUACUUGGUAAACUCCUAUGGUUAUGAAGGGUCGGAGGUCAUGUUCGAUCAAGAGUGGCUAUCCAGUAUUGGAAGGUUUCUGAAGGUCCAUCCAUCAAUGCCAGAUGAUGAAUCUCUACUGCAAGAAGUUCUUGGUUUUAUCAGUAUGGCUCUGAGGUUAACCAGUGACGUGUCGGAGGGCACCCUCCAGGCCCUGGGGGAGGCUCUAUAUCAGCCAACAGGACCUCUGAUUGGCCUGUCCCAUAGGACAUCAGUCAGAGGAGAGACCAGGGAUGUCCCAGAAAAUGUUAACAUUAAAAGGACCCUGGACAAAGAGCUGUUGUCCUUCAUCUCUAACUACAACUGUAAACUCCCCUACGUCCUGUGCAGAAGACUAAAGUUUCAGCAGCUUCGAGGGGACCUUUGUCAUCAGUUACUGCAGCGCCUAAAUGUCACAGAUGCCCCUCAUUUCUAUAAUCUGGCUUCACUUGAGGGAACUCUUCUGUGUCUCAUGCACAUCACUGCCAGACCGGGAUGGAGCACAGAGAGCACAGAACUGGAGUGUGGUACACUGUGUAAUCAACUACUGGGCUGUCUGUUAGAGGUUGUGUCGGCUUUCCACAUCGGGCGCGGAGGGACAUCCAUGUCCUACAUGGGGAAGGGGGUCACGAAGGCAGCCACCCUGUGUCUCCGACAUCUAGCUUAUGAAAUGUCCACAGCAGUUGGAAACAAGAAAUGGGCUGAGCAGUGGAUGUAUGUGCAGCAGAGGGCGGAUGGACAGAACAGCACAGAGAGAGAGGGAGAGCAUGGCCUUGACUGGUUACUGACCCUAUGGUUUUACAGGGAUCCUGAGGUGAGAGUCGCUGGAUUGGGAAUUGGAGUAGCCUUGACCUCAACAGAGAUUGGAAGGACAGUGGUGACUUCAAAUUGUAAACACAUUCCAGGUGGUGUCUGGGGCAUGGCCUUCAGUAUUCUCCUGGACCAAUUAGAAUGCAGCAUGGUUCGCCAACAGGCAGCAUUGCUGUUGGUCAAUAUGACAUCACAAUCCAUGCCAUGUGAAAGUGUGGAAUUGGAACAGAAUUUGUGGCAGGGACCCAUAGUCACAGAUACCGAGUCCAAGGUGUCUCUCGUAGGACUGACAGCACUCUUGGCGUUACUCCACCACAGUCAUUUCUAUCAAGAGAUGCUGAUGGUGUUCACCAACUUCUAUGCUCAGCCAGUCAUACAGCAGAUCUCGGCUGCAGAGGUGAUGCUGUCAUCACAACUGUCCUCCGCUAGCUCAGAAUCUACCAUGUCUACUACAGCUGAUUUGACUUCAGUCAGUCAGCAGGGUCAGCAAUUCUGGAGCCGAGGAGGAACAGAUGCUUGGGGGAGUUUGAAAGCAAGCACAAGGAAUGUCCAGACUGUGCAACAGGCAGACAGUUCUGGCAGUACUCUGAUGGCUGGGGAUGGAGGAAGUGACAUCAUUAGUGUAGCCACACCCUCACUAGUGGCCUCCAUUUCGCAACUAUUACGCAACCUGGUCAUUCUAGCACCUCAAGACACAUUCACUUGUCUCAAACAAGACUCCUUUGUGCAAAUCCUGACAAAUAUGGUGGACACCAACUUAUUGGAGGCGUACAUGUUGGAGAUGGAGGGGAACGUUAACUAUGAUCAGUACGAGGUGGUGUUUGGGGACCUCCUGGAGAUGUACCGGUCCGUGAUCUCACUCCUCACGGCCUGUGUUGUAUAUGACACUCCCACUAGACAGGAAAUCCUCGCAAACAAAGACUUCAUCAUAUCUGCCCUAGCUCUGAUGACUAUUAGAUUCCAAGGUUCAUCAGAUGUGGAAUCAAAGCUUCAGGAACUGUGGGGGGCAGUUUUGUCUUUCUUUGUCAUAAACUUACAACUCCAAGGAGCUUCAACUCUUGCAGUGGUGACAGAAUCCAUACCCAAAAUAUGGGGCUCUUUUUCUGAAAAUAUGUGUAACAUCAUUACAAAGCGACUGGACUAUGAUCAUGAGUUAUUCUCCAAAUGUCUGCAGUUUCUCUCCAUAUUGUUCAGUGAAGAGGGAAAACUUCAGGGGAGACAACCUGAUCUCUCUGUCUGUUCAAUCAGAGAGCUUCUGGAUUCUGGCACAGGAAAUGAUGAGAAAUGUGAAAAUAGUCCUGGCUACCAUCUGUGUAAGUCCCUCAUACCAGUGUAUGAGCAGUCAGUAGUACGCUCCUCUGAUCACCGAAGCAUGGAGAGGCUUCAUGCUGCAUCAGCGCUUAGAAACCUCCUGGCUGUCAGUCAAAGUGCCAAAUCUGUUGCUUUGGAAAUUGGCUUUGUGGAGACCACAAUAGAAAAUAUCAAACAGCUGCAUUCCAAAAUGAAUCUUGAAGCCCUGCAAUUGGGAAAAUCUACUGCAAAAAAGAAAGAAGACUCACUAGUCCAGGACCUCAUCAUCACAUUUGAUGUUCUGAGAAAUCUCCUGUUUAUGAAUGAAGAUGCCAAAAUGGCUUGCUACCAUUCAUGUCUGCCUAGUGUAAUUCACAAAAUUUGGCCGUGGUGUCAAAUGGAGCCACAACUAAUGCUUUCUACCGUUUCACUGUUAUCUACUUAUGCUGCCAAAUGUCUUACUGCCACAAGUUCUUUGGCAUACACCUCUCCAUCCUCUACAUCCACCACACAAAAUGUGAGAUCCACCUCCCAGCAGUUGGGCACUAACUCCAUCAUCCACUGUCUUCUGAAGUUGGCAGGCAAAGAGGGCAUCAGAGAGCCACUAUUGAAGGCUUUGUAUGGACUAUUGGCCACACUCUGUCUGUCAUCUGAGUGCAGAAAUAUCAUGUUCAAGAGCAACUUCUUCAAAGAAUUUACGGAGCUAAAUCCAAAGAAAAAGAAGAAAAAUAAACAGCAUAAGAACCUAGAAACCUACUGGUUGGAACUGAUGGUCAAUCUGUCUUUCUCCACUGAGGGCCAGCAAAUGAUUCUGAAAACUGGGGACUCAGUGGACCUGUUGCUGGACUUUGUGGACUGUGGGAAUGGAGUCACAUUGGAAUACUCAGUGCUGAUCAUCAGGAACAUGUGCUGUCACUGCAGUAGCAAACCAAAACUAUUGGCAAACGACAAACUUUUGCCUCUCCUUCUGUCAUGCUUGAACAAGGAUUCUGUAAAGGUUCAGACAAUAGCAGCCUCAGCUUUUCUGGGCCUCGUGUUUAAUAACCAAAAGGCAAAAGUCAUGAUGAAAAACGCAAAUCUAUUACCUAAACUUCAAGAAACUUUAUCCAAUCUCAACAAUAUGCGAAUGACACCAGAAAAAUGUGUGCAAGAUUUGAUGUCGGUCGUUUUAGCUGUAUCAGAGUGAAUCUGAAGUAGUUGUACAUGUAAACUUUAAUGGCUGAUUAGUAGUUAAAGCAACAGUGCUUCAAUGACAAUUACUUUUAGUUUCCAGUAUUUUGUACAUGUAUUGGUAAUAUAGGUACUCUGAAGUAAAAGUUUGACUGUGAUAUCAUUUUAUACAUCCAUUAUAGUGAAUAUGCUUGGACUCAAUAAAUUUAAACAAAAUCUUAAA
Messenger RNA from Ostrea edulis (European flat oyster), 7022 nucleotides. Its product is annotated as rotatin-like. Gene Ontology annotation, cellular component: centriole; ciliary basal body; centrosome. Gene Ontology annotation, biological process: centriole replication; ciliary basal body organization; centriole-centriole cohesion. NCBI's taxonomy places the organism in Eukaryota, Metazoa, Mollusca, Bivalvia, Ostreida, Ostreidae. The transcript has 45 exons. Bases 105 to 6815 code for a protein of 2236 amino acids. The record is from RefSeq and is a predicted model, not a curated record.